Molecule: messenger RNA, 336 nt
Organism: Ostertagia ostertagi
Lineage: Eukaryota; Metazoa; Nematoda; Chromadorea; Rhabditida; Trichostrongylidae
Source: the annotation of a GenBank genome assembly
AUGUCUUGGAGAAAAAGGGAGCAGACAUCGAAGAGCCAGGAAACACGGACAUAUAAUGAGAAACACCUGGCCUAUGGCGAUCGGGCUAUUGAUCCAGCUUCCGGAUUCUUUGAGAUGAUCAUCAUCAUCGCUGCUCUCAUUCUUACUACACUAGCGAACAAAUUGGCGAUAACGUUUUCAGGCACCAUCAUCCGAGGUGACGUCAAAAAGCAAAUGCGAAUAUUUUCUGCAAAAGAUACCCGGAUGAAUCCCCUAGUGCUCACCGAUUCGAAUGGCAAGAAAUGUCGAGGUGUGGUGGAGAUUCCUGUCUGUCGUGGAUACUGCCAGACGUCUGAG